Messenger RNA from Cylicocyclus nassatus, 837 nucleotides. Lineage: Eukaryota; Metazoa; Nematoda; Chromadorea; Rhabditida; Strongylidae. The record is from the annotation of a GenBank genome assembly.
UUCCUAAAAUUUGUAGUUCCAGAUGAAGGGUGUCAUACUUGCACUUGCCUUAAUAGCGGCAACGGUUUGCGCUCAUCGCGGUUAUGGUGGACAAGGAGGCUUAGGAUUCCCAAACGGGGGAUUUCCCAGAUUCCCUGGUGCACCUCAAGGACCAAAUCUCCCGAACGGUCCUGGACCAGAAGAUAGAGGUCAUGGAUUUCCUCUACCCCCCUACCUCCAAGGUUUGGACGAAACCGCACGAAAAGAGUACCUUGAGAUUGUGAAGGACCGUCAGCUAACUUUCACGCAGCAAAAACAAAAAGUCAAAGAGUGGGGUCAAAAAUUCGGUGUCGAAGCACAAGUCGUCGAAUUUGAUAAUAAAAUGAAGGCAUUGAAAACAGAGCUUGACCAGAAUGUCACUGACCUAAUCAAAAAGCUGCCAAAAGCUUUCCAAAAGAUUUCUAGUCUUGUCAAAAACGAGGAACAAACUCCUAUGCAAUUAGCUCAGGCCAUCAAAGAUCUCACCAAGGAGGAUCCAAUGGUUUACCACGUACUGAAAUUCGCUUUUGAUCAGUUCAUGGGAAGAAAGCUUGGAUUUGGUAGCCACAAAGGACCAAAAGGACCGGAAGGCUUUAAAGGACCGAAAGGACAAAGUGGACCAUGGGAACCGAGGAGACCAGGUGGCCCUGGAGGUUUUGAGGGACCAGGUUUUGGAGGACCAGGAGGCUUUGAGAGACCAGGUUUUGGAGGACCAGGAGGUUUUGAAAGACCAGGUUUCGGAGGACAAGGAGGUUUUGCGGGACGCAAAGGAUGGCUUUUUUGAUUGACUUCGCUCAAAUAAUAAACUGACUAACCUUA